CAGCAGAAGCGGGAGCGGCGGGAGCUGGCGGCGCGGCGGAGGCAGGGCGGAGACGGGCUGGACCGGAGCGACCGCAGUGGUGACAGAAUAAUUCACAAAUGCCUGGAAAUUCCUCGUUGGAUUCCCGUGUUUUAAACAGAGUUUUGUGAGCACCUUUCAUCUUUACUUGGAAAAGAAAGAUGUGGAAAGCCUCGGCCGGCCACACCGUGUCCAUCACCCAGGACGACGCGGGAGCCGACGACUGGGAAACCGACCCUGAUUUCGUGAAUGACGUAAGUGAAAAAGAGCAGCGAUGGGGGGCCAAAACCGUCCAGGGGUCUGGGCACCAGGAGCACAUCAACAUACACAAGCUGAGAGAGAAUGUGUUUCAAGAACACCAGACCCUCAAGGAGAAGGAGCUCGAAACGGGACCCAAAGCCUCACACGGCUACGGAGGGAAGUUUGGUGUGGAGCAGGACAGAAUGGACAGAUCAGCUGUCGGCCAUGAGUAUCAGUCGAAGCUUUCCAAGCACUGCUCGCAGGUCGACUCCGUCCGGGGGUUUGGAGGCAAGUUUGGUGUCCAGGUGGACAGAGUUGAUCAGUCUGCUGUGGGCUUUGAGUACCAGGGGAAAACUGAGAAACACGCCUCGCAGAAAGACUACUCGAGCGGUUUCGGUGGCAAGUACGGUGUGCAGUCUGACCGCGUGGACAAGAGCGCCGUGGGCUUCGACUAUCAGAGCAAGACGGAGAAGCACGAGUCGCAGAGAGAUUACUCCAGAGGUUUUGGUGGCAAGUAUGGUAUCGACAAGGACAAGGUGGAUAAGAGCGCGGUCGGCUUUGAGUAUCAAGGCAAAACCGAGAAGCACGAGUCCCAGAAAGACUACGUGAAAGGCUUUGGAGGGAAGUUCGGUGUGCAGACAGACAGACAGGACAAGUGUGCCCUUGGCUGGGAUCACCAGGAGAAGCUGCAUCUGCACGAAUCCCAAAAAGACUACUCCAGAGGCUUCGGUGGGAAAUACGGGGUGCAGAAGGACCGGAUGGAUAAGAACGCUUCCACCUUUGAGGACGUUGCCACGGUGGCCUCCACUUAUCAGAAGACUGUCCCUGUCGAAGCAGUGAGCAGCAAAACCAGUGACAUCAGAGCGAAUUUUGAAAACCUGGCGAGGGAAAAGGAGCACGAGGACAGGCGGCAGGCGGAGGCGGAGCGGGCGCAGAGGAUGGCGAGGCAGCAGCGCGAACAGCAGGCGGCGCGCAGGCAGCUGGACGAGCAAGCCCGGGCCCAGAAGCCCACACCCCCCGCGUCGCCCACGCCCCAGCCGGCCCACGAGAGGCUGCCUUCGAGCCCCGUCCGCGAGGUUGGUGCUUUUAUCCGCUUUGCCUAUGAGUCUCUGACGCCCUGGAGACGCCCUUCCCAGCUCAGCACCCCAUGGAUGGGGUCCCUCCCUGCGCUGCUCGGUGCCCCGAGGGCAGCCCUCCUGAGCGCGGGGGCCGCUCGCUGCCUCGGCUUCUCCGCCGGCCUUCUCACCCGCCCGCUGGCCCCGCUGCGCUCUCCUGAGUCAGCCUCCAAGGGUCAGCCGGUGCCCGGGUCUUUCCCUCACCCACUCCCUGCUGCCCUCGACCCGGACCACACCCCCUUCCAGGACCCUCGUCCCCGCCCGGCCGCCGCCCCGCGGCCCUCCUCCCUUGGCCUCUCUCAAGCACCAUGUUCUCCGGAGACUCUGUCCUUGGCCCUUCCUCCUCAGUCUUCAGUCCCCAGGACCUGCUCCUUUGACCCCUGGGUCACUGAGCCGCCUGCCCCCCUCCCCACGGCCGGGUCUCCACAGGCUCUGCGGGCCCCCUUCCCAGAGCAGCUCGGCCCCUGCCGUCCACACCCACCCCCGGCCCAGCCCGAGUCCCCUCUGUCCCACUGUCCCUUUCACCUGGACGUCACCACUUAGAGCUCACUGAGUCACAAGGGACUGAAACUGGCUCAGCUCGGCUGGGGCCUAAAGGGGCUGAGGGUGUGGGAGCACCGUGGGCAGGCCUGGGCCUCGGGGUGGUCCGUAGGCUCACCCCUCUGCCUGGCGGGUGUGGCAGGUAUGGCGGGUGCGGUCUUAGGAUCUGUAACCCCGUGCAAAGGGGGCCCCUGUGCAUCCGCCCAUCGGGGCCCACUGCUGGGCCCGUCACUAGCGGCUGGUCCUUUGAGAAGGCUGGAAUGACACGUUGUCCUGGGUGGGGCAGGGAGCCCUGCCCAACCACGUGACGGGUGGGGGGUGCUGCUGCGGGAAGAUAGGAGGUUAGGGUGUUGCUGGCGGCUGUGUGCAGUGUCCCUGCAGCACCGUCUGGCCCCUCACCCUCCGGUCUGUUCCCUUCACCUCCAGGGGCAAUUGCUAGUAGGAGUCCGUCACCUCUUUGUUUAGCCCUGGAGUGGGGCCCGGUGCCCGGCCCAGGUGGAACCCUGCCCUGUGGCCUCUGGAGUAGCGCUCGCGGCCUGCCGCACCCCUCUGUCACCCUCUGUGGGAAGCCGAGGCCUGACCACCGGCUCUCCCUGGGGCUCUCCGUGUGCACCUUCCUUUUCUGACCCGCGAGGGUGCCCUCAGGUGGACCCUGGUCGGAAACGCCGGUUGAAGCCGCUGUUGGUGGUGGAUGGUUGGGAACUGGGGUCGCGGCGCAGGUGGCUGUCAGCAGAGCGCUCUUGAUGUCCUCUUGCAUGGGACUUGUUGGUCACUUCCUCGCCUCACCUCCACGGAGGGUUCGGUGAGGAUGGAACCCGCCACCCGCAGGCUCAGAUGCCCUAGCCAGUGGGAUGGGGUGAUGCCGUGGAGCUGCCGGCAGAGGCCCAGGAGGGCUGGGACCCAAAGAGGAAACGGGCCAGACCUGCCCCAGGAAAGUGGGGCUCUCGCAGCUGGCAGGUCUUUGGUGAUGGCAGGACUCCCCUAUCGGGGGUGUGAAGACGGGCUUGUGAAGGGGAGCCUGGCUCUCGGCACUGCGGGACCCGUUAGGGCCCAGGUGUCUGCGGGGUGUGAGCAGGUGACGCCUCCCCGUGUCUGUCUCGUCUCAGCCGGGGCUGAGAGUGGUCCGCGUGUCUCUCUUGGCCGUGUGGCCGUGGCCGUGACACGGCACGGGCCACGGGAACCGUCUCCUUGACUCU
Delphinapterus leucas (beluga whale) is the source of this 3109-nucleotide messenger RNA. The record is from RefSeq and is a predicted model, not a curated record. Lineage: Eukaryota; Metazoa; Chordata; Mammalia; Artiodactyla; Monodontidae.